AUGCUGAAAAAUGUUAUUGGAGAUGAUCAAGCCAACAAAUCCGAUAUCGGCACUGUUGGGAAGCUUUUAGCUGGUGGUGUGGCUGGUAGAUUUAUGCAGACUGCAAUUUAUUUGUUGGAUCUUAUCGAAACUAGGCUACAUACUUGUGCCUCUGAGGUGGAAGAGCUUCUAAUCCUGGAACAAUCACAAAGAAUAUAUGCAUUCAAGACUGAGGGACCUCGAGCUUUCAACCGAGGACUUCUUCCAUCUGUGAUCGGUAUGAUUUCUUAUGCUGGCGUUGAUCUCGCUGUUUAUGAUACAUUGAAAGAUAUGUCUAGAAGAUGUAUUAUUCAUAAUAAUGAUUCUGGUCCUCUUAUACAACUGGGGUGUGGAACAAUUUCUGGAACCCUUGGAACUACUUGUGUCUUUCCACUUCAGGUUAUUCGUACUAGGUAUAGUUUUGCUUCUAAACUAUUCUUACCCGAAUGGAAUGACCCGGAUCAAGAGUAA
This is a messenger RNA of Vicia villosa (hairy vetch), 489 nucleotides long. RefSeq names its product calcium-dependent mitochondrial ATP-magnesium/phosphate carrier protein 1-like. The transcript is spliced from 2 exons. The record is from RefSeq and is a predicted model, not a curated record. Bases 1 to 489 code for a protein of 162 amino acids. Lineage: Eukaryota; Viridiplantae; Streptophyta; Magnoliopsida; Fabales; Fabaceae. Gene Ontology annotation, molecular function: ATP transmembrane transporter activity.